AUGCCAAAAGUAAGAGAAUUAAAACACCACGAACAAAAGCUAUUAAAAAGAGUUGAUUUUUUAAAUUGGAAGUCGGAUGGUGUCACUCCCGAAUAUAAGGAAUAUAUCUUAAAAACCAUUCAAAAAUACCAAUUAAAAGAUCAGAAGGAAUUUUUUAAUUACCAGAGAAUAGCAACACAAAUCAACAACACAUUAAAUAGUAUUAAAGAAUUAGAUGAUAAAAUUUAUAGAGACUUUAAAGUUGAUCAAUUAGUGAUGCUUGGUAAAAAAUUAUUUGAUAUGGGAAUUUUGGAUUCGGAAGCAGAAAUAGAAACAUUAAAAAAGAUAACUGUGGGUAGAUUGUGCAGGAGAAGAAUCUCGUAUCUUCUCAAGGUUUUACACUUCUCUGAAAGUGUAAGAUUGGCUAAUUUGAAUAUUCAACAUGGCCAUAUUAGGAUUGGACCAGAAGUUGUCAAAGAUGAAGCAUUCCUUGUUUCAAGAAAUCUUGAAGAUUUUAUUACUUGGACAAACAAAUCAAGAAUCAAAUCAACAAUUCGUAAAUUUAAUGAGACAUUUGAUGAUUUUGAAGAGCUACAAGAAUAA
Messenger RNA from Naegleria gruberi, 582 nucleotides. RefSeq lists its product as uncharacterized. Gene Ontology annotation, molecular function: structural constituent of ribosome; snoRNA binding; rRNA binding. The record is from RefSeq and is a predicted model, not a curated record. Gene Ontology annotation, cellular component: Mpp10 complex; small-subunit processome; small ribosomal subunit. Bases 1 to 582 code for a protein of 193 amino acids. Lineage: Eukaryota; Heterolobosea; Eutetramitea; Acrasida; Naegleriidae. The transcript has a single exon. Gene Ontology annotation, biological process: rRNA processing.